Molecule: messenger RNA, 2773 nt
Organism: Melospiza georgiana
Lineage: Eukaryota; Metazoa; Chordata; Aves; Passeriformes; Passerellidae
Gene: ZNF503
Product: zinc finger protein 503
Exons: 2
Coding region: 179-2008 (609 amino acids)
Biological process (GO): negative regulation of DNA-templated transcription
Cellular component (GO): nucleus
Source: RefSeq, a predicted model, not a curated record
UUCCCUCCCCCUCCCCACCCACGCCCUCCCCGCCAGAGAGAGCCACGGGACAUUGUAUGUUUGUUUUUCUGCUCGGGGGGCGUGUGGCUUUUUUCCUUUCUCGCCCGCAGAAAGCGAGCGAGCGUUUCCGAGUGCGAGCGGCGCCACUUGCCCCAGUUUUCAUGCGAGGUUUUGGGUCAUGAUCACAUCGCCCUCGCUUUCUGCUAUAAGAAGUAGUAAGCGCAGCAGCAGCCUCAGCGAGCCCGGAGGCAGCCCCCGCCGCAGCCGCAGCGCCGCCGACCUCGCCGGGCCGAACGGGCACGCUGGGAAUAACGGCAGCAGCGCCGCCGCCAAGCCCUGCUUCCACGCCGUCCCCCCCUCGGACCCGCUACGCCAAGCCAACCGCCUUCCCAUCAAAGUCUUGAAAAUGCUCACGGCGCGGACUGGACACAUUUUACACCCUGAAUACCUGCAGCCUUUACCCUCCACGCCCGUCAGCCCCAUCGAGCUGGAUGCAAAGAAGAGCCCCCUGGCCCUUUUGGCACAAACUUGCUCGCAGAUAGGGAAGCCGGACCCAUCCCCUUCCUCCAAACUCUCCUCGGUCACCUCCAAUGGCUCCGGAGGCGACAAGGACUCCAAGUCGGGCCCCUUGAAGCUCAGCGACAUCGGCGUGGAGGACAAAUCGAGCUUCAAGCCGUACUCCAAGCCAGGCGCGGAGAAGAAGGAGCCGGGGGCGGCGGGCUGCGCGGGCGCCCCCGCCGCGGGGGUCGCGGCCGGGGAGAAGUCGGGAUUCCGGGUGCCGAGCGCCACCUGCCAGCCGUUCACCCCAAGGACAGGCAGCCCCAACUCCAGCGCCUCCGCCUGCUCGCCCGGGCUGCUGCCGGCCGAGGGCAAAGGCGGGGAGGACAAGAAGGACUCGGAGGGCUGCGGAAAGAGCGGCAGCUCCGGCUCGGAGGGAGGCCCGGGCACCACCAGCAUCAGCCACAGCCGGAUUAGCGUGAGCUGUGCCGGGAUUAACGUGGAGGUCAACCAGCACCAGGAGAGCACGCCGGGCUCCAAGCCCAUCGCAUCGGACUCCGCCUCCUCCUGCAGCAGCACCACCGCCACCUCCUCCACCUCCGUUCUGGGCUCCGGCCUCGUGGCCCCCGUCUCCCCUUACAAGCCGGGCCAGACCGUUUUCCCCUUGCCCCCGGCGGGCAUGAGCUACCCGGGGACGCUGGCUGGAGCCUACGCCGGCUACCCGCCACAGUUCCUGCCGCACGGAGUGGCUCUGGACCCCACCAAAUCCUCCAGCCUGGUGGGGGCCCAGCUGGCUGCCGCCAGCAGCCUGGGCUGCAGCAAGCCGGCGGGGUCGAGCCCGCUGGCGGGCGCGUCGCCGCCGUCGGUGAUGACGGCGAGCCUGUGCCGAGACCCGUACUGCCUGAGCUACCACUGCGCCAGCCACCUGGCAGGCGCCGCCGGAGCCUCCUGCGCCCACGACCAAGCCCUCAAGUCCGGAUACCCCCUCGUCUACCCCACCCACCCUUUGCACAGCGUCCACUCCUCGCUGACCGGCGCCACGCCGCCUUCGCUAGCCGGCCACCCUUUGUACCCCUACGGCUUCAUGCUCCCCAACGACCCCCAGCCACACAUCUGCAACUGGGUGUCGGCCAACGGACCCUGCGACAAGCGCUUCGCCACCUCGGAGGAGCUGCUUAGCCACUUGCGGACCCAUACUGCCUUCCCGGGCACCGAUAAACUCCUCUCCAGCUACCCCAGCUCCUCGUCGCUGGCCAGCGCGGCGGCCGCGGCCAUGGCGUGCCACAUGCACAUCCCCACGACGGGCGCCCCGGGCAGCCCGGGCACGCUGGCCUUGCGCAGCCCGCACCACGCGCUGGGACUCGGCAGCCGCUACCACCCGUACUCCAAGAGCCCCCUGCCCACCCCCGGGGCCCCCGUGCCCGUGCCCGCUGCCACCGGACCCUACUACUCCCCUUACGCACUCUAUGGGCAGAGACUCACCACAGCCUCGGCCCUGGGGUACCAGUGAGUGCAGGCAGCGGGGCUCUGACACACAACACAAAGUCUAGCGGUAAGGGAAGGAAGCCCUGCGAAACUUUAUAAAAGUUGGAAAGAAAAAAAAAACCCUGACUUUUUAUAAAAUAGUGUUCAUUUGAGGACUGGAUCCAUGAGCACUGUAUUUAUUUAUGUUAGCUUCAAGCGGGACAACGAAUCAUAAAGUGCAUUACUAAACUGAGCUCAAUAGGUAAAAGUGGAACACCCAUUGUAGAAUAUAAAUAAAAAGAUAGAGGUCUUCUCUUUAAUGUUACUUUAAAAUUGCUAUGAUUGUAUUGUACGUUCUUAUUUAAUGUCUCAUUGAAACAAAAAAAAUUUACAUGCAUGUUUGUUACUAAAAACAACUCGCAAUUUGUCAGUUAUAAUUUCAAAUUGCAAUUAUUUUUAAGGUGUAUACCCUUGAAAGAGAAUUGGUAUUUUUUUGUAUGUAUUCUGGAAGAAAAAACAAAAACAAUUCUAUUCCAAAAACCUCAUUUGCCUUAUUUUGUUCUUUAAAGGAACACUUAACUAUUUUUAAUUUUUAAGUCCACCCUGUAAAAAGGGUUAAGUAAGGUUUACGUCAUGUACUAAAAUAGACAAUGUAUCGCUUUAAAGAUUAAAAUUCCGUAUAUUUGAUGUAUUAAAAGGUUUUAAUUUUUUUUUUUUAAAUACGCUUUGAUUCUGUUAUAAAACCCGAGUAGGUCUUGGAUGGAGGUGACUGCUAAUUUCUCCUUAAGCGUUUAUUCAAUUUUAAUUAAAA